Larimichthys crocea (large yellow croaker) is the source of this 6248-nucleotide messenger RNA. It is a transcript of the gene septin12, whose product is annotated as septin 12. The record is from RefSeq and is a predicted model, not a curated record. The transcript is spliced from 11 exons. Lineage: Eukaryota; Metazoa; Chordata; Actinopteri; Sciaenidae. Gene Ontology annotation, molecular function: GTP binding. Bases 397 to 3267 code for a protein of 956 amino acids.
ACGCACGCAGACACACACACACACACACACACAGACACUUCUCGGUCCAUCUGACGCCUGUGGCCGGAGGGGAGCUCUGGGGUAGAAAGCGAAGAAAGCAGAAUUGGGAGAGACAGCCGGAGGAUUUUUUCCAGGUGUUUCAUGCGGCUCCGCCCACCAGGCGUCCGCCCCCUGUCCCCCCCGGGUCCAGGCUGCUGGCACUGGAGCGGAGGAGGCUGGGCUACAGACACACCGACACACCGAUGCUCCUGGGGUUCACUCGGACACACACGGCACCGAGACGACAGCACGAGCAGAGCCCAGAUCAGCGUGGAGCCGUUUGUUCUCGUGGUUUUCAGAGCUGACUUUCUUAUCUGACUUGGAGCAGCAUCACGGAGCUUUCUGCACGCAGACAGGAUGUCGGAACUUUCCGUGAAUGACCACCUCGAAGGGAUUUUAUCAGAUUUUGAAGCAUUGAAGAGAUCCUUCGACAUUGAAGAUGUGGACGACAUACCAUCCUUCUCCACAGCUUCUUCUGUCUCCACCCCUGUUUCUCCUACUUCCCCCCAUUUCUUCCUCAACCACAAUAAAGCCAGUGAGGGGCAGGGAGGAGUUGGUCAGUCCCCUACAUUAGCCUUUAACAACAACAACAACAGCCUGGGCCCUACAGCCCACCACUCCCGCAUCAGCCAGAGUCCCAAUCCCAGCCCAGUGCUUAAGUCCCGUAAUGUUGUCAGCAGUCUCUCCUUCAAUCGAGGAACCAUGAACAAGCCGGCCUUUCACAACAACGGCUCGUCCGUAACCAGAGCUGCAUCCUUUCAGAGCAGGUUAAACCCGAAUGGUUACUCCAUGUUGACUGGACCAGGCAGUGACAACGACAGCCUUCACAGCUCCACAUCCAGCCUGGAUUACUCUGGAGGUGGUGCCCUCACCCUGGGGUCAUAUUCCAGUCCUUCACCUCAAGGUGAGUACCACCGAACCCAGCCCCAGUUCCCUCAACAGCACCUAGAGGGAAGUGCCAACUUGGGAAGAAACCCCAACCUAAAGAAGUUCUCCUCCCAUGGAAGUGUUUUCCACUCUGAGAUGGACCAAGGUCCAGGGAUGAUGCUGGGUGUUCCAGAGCCUCGGGGAGUGAACCAUGGCUCCAUGCCCAGCCUAGACCUCCAAAUUCGUGAUGGUGGAGGAGGAAUGGUGAGUAUUCAAAGGGGUGGAGGCAGCAUGUCCCCAGGGCUGAGGUAUGCCAAUGCUAAUGCCAACUGGAAUGGUCGUCUUCAUAACACCACUUCCUUUGGGGAGGGGGGCUACUGUGGCUUCAAAAACCACUGCCAGCAGCAAGGGUCCCAAAUUCUCAAAGCUCCGCACCCCAAGGCCAAAGAGACUCCACGUCUAAACAAAUUUCCCUUGGAUUUGGACAGUUUGGUAAGCAACAGCUCAGCCACUUCUCCCUUCAAGGCUCAAGGACGAUCCAUGAGCCCCAACCCUCCCAAGCCUCCCCCAAGGAGCACAGGAGAAUUUCAACACCACACCAACCCACCAUCCACCUCAGCCAGCCCUUCAGCCUCUCUCAGCAGCCUUGACAGUUAUUCUGACACCCCACCCCUCUCCCUGCACCAUCCCUUUUUGCCUUUCUCCCCAUGUUCUCCAACUUCCUCACAGGGCUCCAUUCCUGUCCCAGAGAUGAGUUACUCCCCAGUACCCCUUUCUACAGCCCAGAGCCCCCAGAUGGAGAUUUCCCCUGUGUCCCAAAUUGUUGAGGUUGUCCCCAAUCUGCCUAGCCCACGCAACCCCUCCAGCUCCAGAGCCAUUCAGUCUUUGGAGGAUGGCGCUGGUGAAGCCAGAGAUAGUGUUGGCUCAAUCUUACAGAGGAUCGCUUCCUUCACCCGGCAUGACGCCAUCCCAACAGUUGUGACCCAGCCCCCUACAGUCCAAAGAAAUGGUGGGUUGUCUUCUACACUUGGAUGUCCUGAGACCACACCCAGAUGGAAACAGGAGAAGAAGAAACAGGAAGAAACUGCUGGAGAGCUGGAGACAGACCCGCUCACCCCAAUGGAGGAGAGUCAGGAGAAGGAGAGAGGCAUCAUGGGACAAGAGCAAGGAGAUCAGGACCAAGGACAACCAGCCAGCACGAAUACCCAGCAUUCCCUGACAGAAAAGGAGGAGAAAUGUGUGGGCGUUCAUGCAGAGAUGGAGGAGAAGGAGAGGGAGAAGGGAAUGGAGGAAGGAGAAAUGAAGAAAGAGAUGGAGCUGGAGGCAGAGGUGAAGGUGGAGCUGUGUCAGUCUGUGCCAGGUCUGCAGAUGAGCUUCAUCCGGGGCACUGACCUGUUUGGCUAUGUGGGCAUCGAAGCAGUACUGGACCAAAUGAGGUACAAGACCAUGAAGGCUGGCUUUGAGUUCAACAUCAUGGUGGUUGGUCAGAGUGGUUUGGGGAAGUCCACUCUGGUCAACACUCUGUUCAAGUCCAAAGUCAGCCGGAAAUCCUGCACUCCUAACUACGAAGAGAAGAUCUCCAAAACAGUCAAACUGCACACAGUCAGCCAUGUGAUUGAGGAGAAGGGAGUGAAGAUGAAGCUGACAGUGAUCGACACUCCAGGAUUUGGAGACCAGAUCAACAAUGAGAACUGCUGGGAGCCCAUAGUGAAGUACGUCAAUGAGCAGUAUGAGAAAUACCUGAGAGAGGAGCUGCACAUCACCCGCAAGAGGAGAAUACCCGACAGCAGAGUCCACUGCUGCAUCUACUUCCUCCCUGCCACUGGUCACAGGUUACGCCCCAUCGAUAUUGAAUUCAUGAAGAGGUUGGGAAAGAUAGUGAGCAUCGUACCCAUCAUCGCCAAAGCAGACACACUCACCAUUGAGGAAAGACAGGAGUUCAAAGAGAGGAUAAGGCAAGACUUGGCAGCAAAUGGGAUCAGUGUCUACCCCCAGAAAGAGUACGACGAGGACCCAGAGGAACGCAUUCUCAAUGACAGGAUCAGGGAAAGCAUUCCCUUUGCUGUGGUGGGAACAGACAAGGAGCACCAGGUGAAUGGAAACAAGGUGCUGGGCCGAAAAACAAAGUGGGGAAUCAUUGAAGUUGAAAAUGUGGCGCACUGUGAGUUUGCUAACCUGAGAGAUCUACUCAUCAGGUCUCACCUGCAGGACCUGAAAGACGUGACACACAACAUCCACUAUGAGACCUACCGUGUACGACGGCUCAACGAGAGCAACAUGAACUUCAGUGAGCUGGGCCUUUCCACCUGGCUGCUGGAGAACGGAACUGCUGACAAAUGCGAAUCAGAGAGUCACCUCUGAUCCCUCCAUUAGCCUCCUUCUUCCUGCACUCACCAGAGGAUGCCCCCUAUCCAAUCAGAAUGAGAGAUGGGGAAAAAGAGAGCUAUUUUUUCCCACACAAAAAAAAUUAGAUGGAGAAAUUAUUUUUUUAAAUUGUUUUUCCUUUUUUACACACAAACACACACACACACACACACACACACACACACACACACGUGAUAUAGUGACAUGGGGCAGAUGAGAGCAGGCAGCACAACAUGACACCAUGAGAGGAAAGGUAAACAUAAGUCUCCCAAUUGUAUAUAACCAUCUUUGUAUCUGCUAUAUAAAUAAGAACUUGGUACACUUUAUGGCCAAAAGUAUGUGGACAGUCCAGGCCUUAUCACCUACCAGCCAUGUGGGAGCAAUGGGAGCUGUUUAAUGCCCGUGGUGUCAAUGCCACACGCUCUACUGUCUUAUAUGGUGGAAUAUUCGGGUGUCCACAAACAUUUGGCAGUGUGGUGUAUCAUUCUGCUCUGGUCAGACGUGUUUAAAUGUGAUCAUCAGGAGAAACCCAUCAUGAGGAAAUGUUUUCAGUUACUUUCAUAAUAGUCAAGCAGAAUAGUUCCAGCAUGUGACGCAGGUAUAUGAACCUGUUCUGUUCAUUUGGACUCUUUCUGAGAGUUUCUAAGAAUCAAGUGAAUGUGCUGUGGAUGAUGUGCAGGUUUGGUUUAAGUUGCUCUUCAAAAAGAUGGCUGCCUUUUAUACUUCUGACCUGAGUUAACUGAAGUGACUGUAGGGAAUAUGAACUAAAUGAUUGAACUGGAGGUUCAACAUGUCCUAGUCCUUCAGAUCUCUACGUCCACACUUGCAUCAAACCAUUGACAAUUCUCUGUUUUGUGUUGAAAGUUUUUGGCACACACAAGUAAUUCUUUUUUAAAAACAUGCAUUCCAUAUUGAAGUGCCAAAACAACAGAAGCAUCCUUUAUUUGUUCAUUCUCUACCUCUUCAAGAGUAACUACACCCACAAAAUGUAAAAGAUAAGCCAGUGACAUCUUUUAAUCACUUGACACACACAGAAUAAAACUAGUCAUUAUGUCAUGAUUUGACUGCAUAAUGCACUAGUGAAAGUAUUUGUCUGAAAUAAUGCUCAGUAUUCCACCCACUGGAUAAAAUGAGAAGUUCUAUGCUCAGUAUUAAGUGUGGUCACUGACUGACUGAUCAUGAUUGAGUCUCUUUUUCAAAUUUCACUUUAGUCAUCACAGGAUUUGAAUAGGAUAGUUACUGUAUGGAUUAUCGCCGGUUUUAGUUAGUUAGUUUUAGUUACUGUUUUGUAAUUGUAGUGUUUUCCAUUUAUUUUUAGUGCCAUUCAUCCUGUUACCUUCUCAGACCCGCAGGUCUGCAGUCACGUAGCCAGAGGGAUCUCCGUGAACUUCUUUUUUCUUUUUUUGCAUUCAUUAGUUAUUUAAAGGAAUGUGUCCGUAUACAAAUGUAUAGUUAAGAUGAAGUCGAGUCAUUGCUCGGGAAAAACAGCAUUUAUAUGCUGCUGUUAGUUAUUAGCUGGAUUUGGAAAUGUACAGACAGUUUACUGUGUUGGCAGUGCAGUGGACCAACUCAUUGUUUUCUGUAACUGUGGGUUUGAUUUUCUGCUGGUGACAGUGAUGUCAUUAUGUACUGACACACCCUGGAACACACGUGUGCUCCACAGACAAACUAAACACACUCUGUGUGUUUUGUUUUGUUUCAUGACCACCAUAGUUUCUCCUACAUGAUUAGAAAGGCAGGGCGAAGCAAGUUGCUUGCAAUCUGCAACUAGAUGUCACUGAAUCCAACACUCUGAACUUUUAAAGAGGAGCUCGACACCCAGGUGUGCUGUCUGACCACACCCAGCUGUCAGUAGCAGUACACUGAAGUACAGUGUACAAUGUGUUUGUGGCACUGGUUGUAGUUCUCUUUAACUGACAUGUUAAUGAGGGGGUCAUAGGUGGCUUAGUGUGGGCAUAGCCGUUACAUUGUCAGCGUCACUGCUGGUGUGUUCUUAUUACUGUGCUGCCAACCAGCUAGCUUCACCCUCGUUUGCACCAAUGUUAUCAAUAUGAAAAAGUCUUGUGGUGCCAAAAUGUUUAGACACACUUAAUGUAAAUGGUUUGUUUGGAAGUAAAGGCAGAUGAGAGUGUUUGGUGCAGUUUAUGAUAAUGACUCACUGUCUGUCUGUCUGUCUGUCUGUCUGUCUGUCUGUCUGUCUGUGUGUGUUGCAUCACUGCAACAAUCUGACUAAUCAGACAGUUUGACUUGUCAUAGUAGAAGAAGCACAGCUGUUACUAACAUUAAUGAUGACUCAUGACUAUUCACAGUGAGUCUGUAUGAACAACACCGGGACCCUGGCGCUAAAGCAGCUAAAUGGAAUUCAGCCAUCAUUCAUUUUAUUAUUUACAACUGUGUUUUUUCUACUGUGACAUGUCUGUGUUGUCUUUAAAAAGGGCCACAUGCUCAGCAGUCUUUCUGUGGAUAGAUGAAGAUAAAAAUGUGUUUUUAGAGCAGCUGAAGAAGAGUAGACUCCUCUCUGUAACUAAUCAUAAUGCUGACUGAGAGUAACCUCCAUGCUGUAUGAGCAUACACAGUGUGAUGUAAGACUGGAAACAAUAAGAGCAGAAUGACUUCACUUGAUUAUGUUGCUACAUUUGUACUGUGUGUGAACAGAAAAUAAAAUGUCAUAGCUCAGCUGGUAUCCAACACGUCCCUCUGAACAACCCAGCAUCCACAGUGACAUCAGAACCGCCACAAUCACCUUCCACUUUGAUUAUGACACAGUACAGCAUGUCAGACAUUCAGUGUCACUGUCCACUGAUCUCUCCCUAAGACCUGCUCCCUAUCCUGAACCUCCAUGUCAACCUCCCACCCUUGUGUCUUAUACUCAGCAUGUACUAACUGUUCACGUAUGAUUAUUGUAUUUGUUUUUUAUAGUAUUAAUGAUACACAUGUUAACACUGAUGAUUUACAAUUAAAUACUUGCCACCUUCUCA